GCCGCCUUCGCCGCCGCCGCCGCCGCCGCCGGCCCCAAAAGCCUGCAGCAGGACUACAGCGAGGGCUACUCGUGGUGCCUGCAGGAGGCCGUGCAGUUCCUGACGCUGCACGCGGCCAGCGACACGCAGAUGAAGCUGCUCUACCACUUCCAGCGCCCCCCUGCCGCGCCCGGCGCCCCCACCAAGGAGCCCAAGGCACCCGCGCCCGCGCCCACCCCGGCCAAGGCCAACGCCACCACCGCGCGCCAGCCCGCCUGCGGCCUCUGGCGGCCAUGGUGACGAGGGAAGUGUGACCUGCCGA
This is a messenger RNA of Pteropus alecto (black flying fox), 301 nucleotides long. It is a transcript of the gene HES5, whose product is annotated as hes family bHLH transcription factor 5. Gene Ontology annotation, molecular function: DNA binding. The record is from RefSeq and is a predicted model, not a curated record. The annotation marks the transcript as partial. The transcript has a single exon. Gene Ontology annotation, biological process: regulation of DNA-templated transcription. NCBI's taxonomy places the organism in Eukaryota, Metazoa, Chordata, Mammalia, Chiroptera, Pteropodidae.